AUGCCGUGCAAUCUCAUCCAAGAUGACUUGCUCCGUAACUUUCCCUGGUACCGAGGGAGGACAACGAAACAUACUGGGGGAACAGACACAACCAGGUACGAUCCUAGUACCAGGAAUAGAGAACAAGUGGGCCUAUUGGGAAAGAGAACCUUCCAGGGCAACAAUGGCAACUGCUUCCUCGGAACUGCCAAGAAAAGGGGAGUAUCGCUGCACGUUGGUACUGACACCUCUCCAGGGUGGUCGGAGGCAUUCCCCUGUAGAACUAGUAAGGCACGUGAGGUGACUGAAGUAGCGUUCCAGGAGGCUAUUCCAAGAUUUGGGCUCCCGUCAACUGUCUCCUCAGAUUGCAAAGGUGAUGCAACGAGUUUCACUGCCUUGGCAGAGAAGUGUGUCCAGCAGAAUGGACCAGAGAGAGGAGCUGAGGAGCUGGCGCAUGUCCUCAACGCCUACAUGGGGGACAUUCUGGAGGUGGUGCUGGCUUUUGGAGGAGACAUCCUGAAGUUUGCAGGGGAUGCUGUGCUGGUGCUUUGGAGAGCAGCACCGCCUCAGAUGCCUAUGGCCAUCAACGUGGCGCUGCAGUGCGCCUGGAAAAUCCAGAAGAAGUACGGCACUCAUGACACGCACAUGGGUCUCAAGCUCCACCUGAAGAUAGGGAUCUCGGCCGGGAUUCUCUCCUUCCUAUCCGUCAGAGGUGGGGAUCAUCAGUACUUCUUCGUCUGCAGCCAGGCCCUGGAGGAAGUUAUCGAGGCCCGAAGCCUUUCGGCUGACUAUGAAAUCAUGAUGUCACAGACCUGCUGGGAGCUGUGUGGGCAGCAACGAAUCAAGGCCCAAUCUAUUGCUGGCAGAAGGGCCAUGAAGGUUGUGAGAAUGAUGCACUUAGCUCGCCAAGAAUACCAAGAUGCUGUAGGCCAGCUGAACAUGUACAGAGGGGAUUGGCAUUUGAAAGGGACGGCCCUCCAAAGGCCGGUUCUUAGGAGCUCUGGUGAUCCUGAAGUGGCAGCGAGGCUGGAGAUGCACAUACCGACAGCAGUUCUCCAGAAGCUUCGUCAGGACAUGCCACUGGAGCUGUGCUCUGAGCUACGGCCGGUCACCGUCCUCUUUGUCCAGCUGCAGUUUCCUGACACGAUCAGCGUAGUGGAGCUCAGCAGCAGCCUCAGUGAUAGCAGCAGUAUGAUUUCAGAAAUCAUCAGCCCUCACAAGGGUGAAAUCAACAAAACUCUUCUGUUUGAAAAAGGCUGCACCUUUCUCUGCGUGUUUGGAUUUCCUGGAGGAAAAUUGGCCUGUGAGAGCACCCACACCUUGGAAUGUGCUAUGCAGAUCUUCCACAAGGCCUCCACGGGGCUGAGAAAACUCCAGCAAGUUUCCGUCGGGGUCAGCAGCGGGACGGCGUUCUGCAGCCUCACUGGCCAUCCCGAGAGGUGUGAACACACAGCCCUUGGCUUUAAGGUGAAUUUGGCCGCCCGCAUGAUGAUAGCCUACCCAGGGAUGGUGUCCUGUGAUGCAGAGACCCACGCGGCCUCUCGCCUGCCCAGCUACUGCUUCAAAGAGUUGCCACAGAGAGACAUGAAAGGUGUUACCAAUCCCGUCACCAUCUAUCAAUACAUGGGGAUCACCGAGCACCAAAAUGACAUGGGCCUUGCCAGGGAGAGGUCGCACUAUGGUCCCUUGCUGGGUCGCGAGGCGGAGAUCGAAACCUUUGAUUGCUGCUUGGAGGCCUAUGAGCUUUUGGAAGAAGCACAGAUCCUGGCAUUUGUGGGCAUUCCAGGCUCUGGAAAGAGCCACUUACUUGCCGAGCUGGCCGUUUUAGACCGGGCUACUAAGUACAAGAUCAACACUAUGGAAUUGACAGAGGACAACAUGAAGCAGCCCUUCUCUGCCAUCCGUCUACUGGUGGCCAGGGCGCUGGGUCUCCAGGGUGAUGAAACCUCCAGUGACAGGCAGCGCACUCUGCAGACCGUGCUCCAAGACACAGUGGAAGAGAGCAGCUAUUGCCUGCUAAACGAUGUUUUCUUAGUUGAGUUUCCCAUCACGGACGAGGUUUCCAAGAUGUGUUCCGCUGAAAGGGCCAGCGCGUUCCACCUGACUUGUACACAAGUGCUACAGAAGGUGCUUGGGGGGAAAUACGGCAUAUUUUUCAUCGACAACGCCCACUUCCUCGACACUAGGUCCUGGUCUAUCAUGUGGCCCCUGCUUCAAAGUGUCACGGUCUUUAUGGUCAUGAGCUUAGUUCCGGGCCAUGACAGAACAGAGAGCAUUUUCAAAGCUGCCGCAGACUGCAAGACAUCUGAGACGAUCACUUGUGUUCGUCUGGAAGGGCUGAAAGCUUCAGCUGUAGUGCAGAAAGCCUGCCAGGACCUUGGAGUGAGCAGCAUCCCCAGGGAGCUAGCAAGGUUCCUGAUCCAGAGAAGCUCUGGCAUCCCAUAUUACUGUGAGGAACUGCUGCGCUACCUGCGACGCAACAACAUGCUCUUGUUGCACACUGGGAGGCCGGACGAAGGACAGGACAACUGGCAGAGCCUGAUUGCCAAGGCGUCACCUGCUGUCACCGCUGCCUCGAGCUUGGGUACCAGGAAUGACAGCGAAAGGAUCUGUACCAUCAGACCAGACGUGAGCCUGGAGAACCCCAUGCUGCCGGUGGCCUUGAAAGAGAUUGCGCUGGCUGAGCUGGAUCGGAUCAAUCUGGAGAAGCAGAUGGUUCUGAAGUUUGCAGCCAUCAUAGGGCCGGUGUUUACCACCCAGCAGCUGGUUCACAUUAUUCCCAGUAGCAAAAGGCACAGGAUUAAUUCACUGCUGGACAAGCUGGUGGAGGACAACAUCCUGAAGCAACUGGACAUCGAGGAGCCAGAAGGCAAGUGAGGUGCUACAAAGAGGCUGCCCACCUCUGGGCCGGCAAGAAGCGGGAUGAAGAGGCCCUCUGUGAGCAGGGAGACCAUGCAGCAGGAGUCUAAAAUCCUGGCCUUUUGCACCCCUCUGCUGUGGGAGGCAACUUACAAGCUGUGGCCCACGAGGCAGAAGAUCAACAUUCACUGUCAGUGUGCUGCCUUCCUGGAGAGGCAUGCACACAAAUGCCAGAGGUGCCACGAAGGGGACUUUGUGGCCUUCCACCGCUUUGGCAUCUCCAGACCCCAGGAGCAGGGGAGCUGCCAGGGCUCUGCUGAGAAGGACAACUGGAGCAGCUGGGAGGCCUUGGUAAUUGCUGGAGAACACCUGCGGAGGGCUAGGACCCUCCCUGCAGAGGGGAUUCUGGCAGAAGGCGAGCACACAACGCUGCGGGCCAAGGACAGUGGCCGGUGCUGCCAGUGUGAAGCCAUCGCCGAAGCGGUGCUUGUGCCCCUGGCUCGCCACUACACAGCCAUGGGCAAUGCUUCCCAAGCCUUCUACUACCUGCUGGAGUCUGCGGCUGCCUACCUGCACGUCUCCAACAGCUCCAUGGCCUUCAUGAAGCUGAAUGAAGCGGAGGUCCUGAGGAGCUCCCUAGAGGAAAAAAGGAGUGCCGUAGACCGCUUUGAGGAGGCCAUCUUCUUCAGCCUCAAAGGAGAGGUCUGCAGGAACAUGGGAUGUGUGAAGCUGGCCAGGAAAAUGAGCAGGCAGGCACUAAGCCUGCUGGAAAAGCAUUUCCCCCGGAGCCGUGCUGGGGCCUUUGUCAAGUCUCUGUGGGAAAGGUUGCAGCAGAUUUCUCAGGCCACACGCAGAGCGUCCUUCCUUCCACAGCAGGCUCGGAGGAAGAAACAAGCCUGGCUGCUUCACCGGAGCAGAUGCCUCUCCUUGCUCCAGGACCUCUACAGCCAGGAGGGCACAUCUGCUGGACAGAGAUUCUCCCGCCUGGCAGCACUCAUGAAGGCUAACACGGACAGGAAGAUGGACUCCUACCAGGCAGCAGACUCCAACGCUGGACUACUUUGA
Lagopus muta (rock ptarmigan) is the source of this 3903-nucleotide messenger RNA. RefSeq names its product adenylate cyclase type 10-like. NCBI's taxonomy places the organism in Eukaryota, Metazoa, Chordata, Aves, Galliformes, Phasianidae. Gene Ontology annotation, biological process: intracellular signal transduction; cyclic nucleotide biosynthetic process. The record is from RefSeq and is a predicted model, not a curated record. The transcript is spliced from 24 exons. Gene Ontology annotation, molecular function: adenylate cyclase activity. Gene Ontology annotation, cellular component: cytoplasm.